Chenopodium quinoa (quinoa) is the source of this 1399-nucleotide messenger RNA. Its product is annotated as protein FMP32, mitochondrial-like. Lineage: Eukaryota; Viridiplantae; Streptophyta; Magnoliopsida; Caryophyllales; Amaranthaceae. The transcript has 7 exons. The coding region runs from base 284 to 979 and encodes 231 amino acids. Gene Ontology annotation, cellular component: mitochondrion. The record is from RefSeq and is a predicted model, not a curated record.
GUUUGACUACAUGAACACGGAAGCAUAGCAUCCCGGGGUCGGAAGUACUAUACACGCCAAUACGACUCGAUGAAUAUCUUCCCUGAAAAACUUCCCAUUUUAUAGGCCGCCCCUUUUUCCUCCUCCAUUUCUCUCUCCUCCUUUUUUCUCCCUUCGUCUCUCGCCACUUUCUUCUUCAUUUUUCCAGAAAAAUGGUGGAAUUCCUCGCUUAAAUUUCCUGCAAUUUCUACUUGUUAAAUUCUUCGAAAUUCAUAAAUUUUACCAAAAUUCAUCUGAUUCUUCAAUGGCAGCUGCUAAGCGCGCGAUUCAAUUCGGUGUAAAUUCGACUAGGUUUUUCGCUAAUUCGAGAGGUUUUGCUGCUGUCGAUCCGCAAUUUAGCCGAUUCAAUCAUAAUUUUCGGCAAUUCUCUCAGCUUCAAGCUCCUAAUAAUAAUCGGCGUGGAUUACUUGUUGAUACUUUAGCUUUGGUGAGGAAUUUGGAGGCACAAGGUGUUCCGCAGAAGCAGGCUGAGGCAAUAACAAAUGCAAUUAUUCAGGUUGUGGGUGACAGCAUGGAAAAUAUGUCACAAUCCUUUGUUUCUAAGUCGGAAAUGGAAAAGACGGAAAUGCUUCAGGAUUCAAACAUUUCCAGAUUCAAAGGUGAAGUAAAAACCUCUCAGGACCAUCAUUUUUCCUUGUUACAAAGAGAAAAUGAGAAACUUCAGAAUGAUAUUGAAAAGCUGCGUAGUGAGCUGAGGUAUGAAGUUGACAAGGUAACAGCUGGACAGCGUUUGGAUUUAAAUCUUGAAAAAGGGCGCAUACGUGAUGAACUUGCUAAUCAGAAGGCAGAAAACAACAACCUUACCAAUAAACUCGAUCGAGAAAUUAAUGCGCUGAAAGCUCAACUGGAAGCUGGAAAGGUAGAGUUGAUCAGAUUCUGCAUUGGUACCCUUGCCUCCACUGUUGCUGUUGGUCUUGCUUUCUUUCGAGUGUUCAAGUAGGUUCACUUUGGUAAUAAUGGAAUGGCUACAAGCAUACAUGAUUCUUUUCAAGACCACUAGGAGCCUAUGACCAUAGCCAUACGAAAAAGGUUCAAAUUCAUUCUUAUCUGGCAGUAUUUUUUCUAAGCCAGAAUUUAGUAUUUUUUUCUAAGCCGAAAUUUGAUAACAUCCUAGCUAUCACUUGACUUGUUAACACUAAUUUCUUGGUGCAAGAGUGGUUAUCUGUGUACAGAAUUUGUAGUCUUAAAUCUGUGUAGUCUUUUUUGUAUGAAAAAAAUUGUAUUUGAAAGGAAUUUUGGAAUAGGGAAGAAUUAAAAGUAAAAGUCACCUAUUGCUUUGUGAUUAUGCUACAAUGCUGUUAUAGUUUACGUGGUGUAUAUAUUAAUAUGGAGGUUUUUUAGUUUGAUGUAAAAGAAUGAA